AUGUCCCAAAACACCACAAACGGGACCGUGGCCAUAAAGCUCGAAGACGAGCAACAGCCUACACUGAACCAGCAAUUUCAAUCUAUAGACUGGGACUCGGAGCGACAACUCAUUUCGUCCCUAGCAAAGCUGCAGGAACUUGAAUCCAAGGUCCGCCCUUCUCCGCUCCCCAUAUUCUCUCCGCUCCACCAUUCACAAAUACUAAGCACGAUCUUGUGGUGUAUACAGAUCCACGAACUCCGCACCCUCUUACCAGAUAGACUCCUCUCCCCCUUGAAUCCAAUUGUCAACCCGCGCCUCCUCAACUCACCUUCACCUUCCUCAACCCCAAUACCGCGCAAUCCGCAAGCCCUGAGCGCCGCACUCCGCAAAUCCGCAAUCGAAGGCGUCGCCGAGAUCAAUGACUUUAAGAGCUUAUGGAACAGCGCCGAUAUGCAAGCCAUUUGGGGCAAAGUAGAUGAGAAGUUGGCCGAGACGAAAGGCGCGUUUCCGCAGGAAGGGGCGGCGGGGAUGUGGAGGGUUGAAUAUGAUGAGGUGUUGAGGGGGAUGGAUCUGGAAGAACAGAAACAUGAUGGAGCAGGGGUGGUGCAGAUGGAGGUAGAGGUGGAUGAUGGUGAGGCGCAGUUCCCGUCGUCCAUAUACGGAUCAAAAGAGGAAACAGCCUCGCCCAAAUCGGUUGUAGAGUCCUUUCAGGCUAGACAGGUCCCGGGGUUCAGGGUCGCGAGUACAAGGAACGAAUCCACGAUCAUCGUCUCGCUUGGAUUAGCGGGCCUCGCAUUCGAGAUUCAAGAAGCGCUCACCACUGAGAGUACUGCCACUCCAUCCACCACCAGCACCACCACUACCAGCAAUGCUACAAACAAGACAUCCCUCCCAGAAUGGCGCGUCUCAACCCGUCAACACUCAAAAACCGCCUUAUCAGGAACAGUUACCAGCCGCCUCGAAUCCGCAAUCGUGGCCCAACUCAACUCCAGGCCACGGAAAUGGGAUUUGCGAUUCUUACUCGUUCGUCCCCUCCCAUCAAUUAUUUGA
Talaromyces amestolkiae is the source of this 1032-nucleotide messenger RNA. RefSeq lists its product as uncharacterized. The transcript has a single exon. Bases 1 to 1032 code for a protein of 343 amino acids. The record is from RefSeq and is a predicted model, not a curated record. NCBI's taxonomy places the organism in Eukaryota, Fungi, Ascomycota, Eurotiomycetes, Eurotiales, Trichocomaceae.